Molecule: messenger RNA, 411 nt
Organism: Didymodactylos carnosus
Lineage: Eukaryota; Metazoa; Rotifera; Eurotatoria; Philodinida; Philodinidae
Source: the annotation of a GenBank genome assembly
CGGCGAUUUAAAAUGUCAUCAUGGUGAACAACUGAGUCAUCAUGGUUAACAACAACAACAACGACAGCAACAAAUAUGAACAAUAGCUCAGUAACAUAUAAUGACGAGUUAGUAGUUGAUGUAAAAUCAGACAAUGUUGAAAACAAUGACGAAUUCGAACCGGUGAUGUCUGAAACGUUUUGUAAUAAUAAUAGCAUAAAUUCUUUACCAAUAUCAAACGAUAGGAAUAUUAUUGUACCGGUGAGUGCUGAGAAACUACCACAUCCACCACAACAAGAAAAUCCAACAUUGAAAACAUUAAGAAAUUAUUUGAAACGUAAACAAUCGUCACUUGGUGGUUGUUAUUCUGAUAUGAAACGUUUAAGAUUAUCAACGAAUACCACACAUCAAGAGGAACCAUGUAUUACUUAA